AUGGGCGGCGGUGCACCUGUUAUUUGUGACGUGCGGUUCGAACACCAUCCAACCGGGCUUGGCCUUCAUGAGCGCUCUCCUCGAAUAUCAUGGCGGUACAAGGCAGACUCAUCUCAUGCUCCCAGCAGCUGGAUUCAAACUUCAUAUGAGGUUGAGAUCAACCGCCGAACCUCCGGAAACACGCAGGCUUUCAAGAUGGCCAGUGACGAAAACGUCUUGAUACCAUGGCCCGAUACGCCUCUUUCUUCCCGUGAGAAUGUCGCCCUUCGUAUCAGAGCAUGCGGAACCAGCGGCUCGACACCUAGAUCGACGGAUGGGAAAACAGCAAACACAGAGUGGUCGGAUUGGGUCGCUGUGGAAGCCGCCUUGCUGGAACGUCAAGAGUGGGCGGCUGAUCUCAUCACGAGUUCAACGAGGACGGGACUACCUCUUGACGGUGAGAGAACCGAGUACUUUCGACCAAUACGGCUUCGCAAAGCUUUCGAUGUAAACAAAAAGCCCGAGCAGGCGAGACUGUAUAUUACUGCACUUGGUGUUUACGUCGCAUACCUCAAUGGAACCCGGAUCGGCGAUGAACACAUGGCUCCAGGUUGGACGUCUUAUCAACACAGGUUGCAGUAUCAGACAUUUGAUGUUGGAAAUCUUCUGCGCAUUGGUGAGGUCAAUACAUUGGCCAUUGAGGUUGCUGAAGGAUGGUAUGCUGGCAGGGUUGUCUGGGGCAAAGGGGUCACCUGCUUCUAUGGUGACGAAAUUGGAGCCCUUGCUCAGCUUGAAGUACGCCACUCAGACACGAACAAGCCGGAGUUGACGGUGAAGACCGACGAAACCUGGCAAUGGCUUGAAUCCCCUAUUCAAUCAAGUGGUAUAUACGAUGGGGAGGUCUACGAUUGCCAGCAAGAAGAGAGCAACUGGAAUAACGUCAGCGCCCAGACUGAGACAUCUUCUUCCUGGCAAGCAGCCAAGAAACUCCCUUUCCCGGAUGCAACUUUAUUAGCAUCACCUUGUCCUCCAGUCAAAGUAACAGAACUUGUGAGGCCCACCCGGAUAUUUCAAUCACCCUCAGGCAAAACUCUGGUCGAUUUUGGUCAGAACCUGGUUGGCAAGAUUCUCAUCCACUCCCUCUCAAUGCCACGAGGUCACACACUGACCAUCCGGCAUGCGGAGGUCCUUGAGCAUGGAGAGCUCGGCACACGUCCAUUGCGCUGUGCCAAAGCAACGGACUCGAUCAUAUUUUCGGACUCUCCUUUGGCUCAAUACAUGCCACAGUUCACUUUCCAUGGUUUUCGAUAUAUUGAGCUGGAUGGGUGGGCUCCAUCUGACCCGUCGGACCCCCUAACUGUGGACUCAAUAUCAGCAGCUGUCAUGCACACAGACAUGCGCCGCACGGGCUACUUUGAGUCGUCUAACGAGUCUCUGAACCGCCUGCACUCCAAUGUUACCUGGUCCCUUCGUUCGAACUUCUUCUCUAUCCCAAGCGACUGUCCACAGCGAGAUGAACGGCUCGGCUGGACAGGUGACAUUCAGGUGUUCGGUCCCACGGCAUCUUUCCUGUACGAUAGUGCAGGUUUCAUGGGAAACUGGAUGCGCGAUCUCAUCAGCGAUCAAAAGCAAGCGGGCGGCAUCGUGCCGAUGGUAGUCCCCGACGUGAUGCCAAAUGGACCCUGGCCUUGUGUGGCUCAGGCGGUGUGGGACGAUGUAGUGGUACUUCUGCCAUGGACCCUGUACCAAUGGUCACGGGACGAUGGACCACUUCGGGAGUGUUACUCAGGCAUGUUGGACCAUCUAAGGGUCAUACCUCGUGCGGAUGACGGGCUUUGGGAGACCGAGAUGUGGAAGCUCGGAGAUUGGCUAGACCCGGCUGCUCCAUCAGAUAACCCAGCCCUUGCCAUGACUGAUGGCACAUUGGUGGCAGAUGCAUACUUGGUGCAUGUCACGCGGACAGUUGCGAAAGUCGCAAGCGUCUUGUCGAAACCAGAGGACGAGAAACGAUUUCAGCAAGAGGCUGAGAGACUAGCGAAGGCAUUCAGGCACAAGUAUAUUGCCGGAUCUGGUCUUGUGGUCGGUGAUACACAGACAGCUUUGGCACUAACUCUGGUUUUUGGACUACAUGAGGAUACUGAUGUAGCUGGGCGUGCCUUGGCUGCAGCACGGCUUGACAAGUGGGUUCGCGCAGCAGACUUCAAAGUCAGUACUGGAUUCGCUGGUACAAAUGUGAUUCUACCUGCGCUAUCUUUGGAUCUGCCUGCGUCCGCAUCCAACAUACAGUUAGCAUACAAGAUGCUGCUGUCAGACAAGUGCCCUUCUUGGCUGUAUCCCGUCAGUCAAGGCGCUACCACCAUCUGGGAGAGAUGGGACAGUAUGCUUCCCUCUGGAGAGAUCAACCCAGGUGAAAUGACCAGCUUCAACCACUACGCUCUUGGCAGUGUAGCUGCUUGGAUGCAUGAGGUCAUCGGCGGACUAGCCUCUCUUGAUGACGAUACAGGCAUACCGGGAUGGAAGAAGUUCAAAGUGAGACCGAGACCUGGCGGCGAUUUGACCAGAGCCAAGACGGAGUACCUGAGCGGAUACGGAUGGAUCAAGUGCAAGUGGGAGAUCUUGAGCACGGGAAGCGGUGUAAAGACCUUCAAGAUGAGCCUCACCGUGCCGCCCAAUUCGACAGCUGUGGUAUUAUUACCGAACGCUGAGCAGAAAGGUGAAGACGAGGAGGUACUCGUCGGUUCAGGGGAGCACCAUUAUGAGUGUGCAUAUGAAGACCCUGGCGAAUGGCCGCCAAAGUCCUCUAUUCCGUUCUGA
Molecule: messenger RNA, 2793 nt
Organism: Neoarthrinium moseri
Lineage: Eukaryota; Fungi; Ascomycota; Sordariomycetes; Amphisphaeriales; Apiosporaceae
Exons: 1
Coding region: 1-2793 (930 amino acids)
Biological process (GO): carbohydrate metabolic process
Source: RefSeq, a predicted model, not a curated record